This is a messenger RNA of Closterium sp. Naga37s-1, 978 nucleotides long. The record is from the annotation of a GenBank genome assembly. Lineage: Eukaryota; Viridiplantae; Streptophyta; Zygnematophyceae; Desmidiales; Closteriaceae.
AUGGCUCGUGGGCUGUCGCAUCUCCUUCUGCUACUUCUCGUCAUCGCCACAUGGCGUAUGUCUCCUCUCCAAGGCGCCGAAGCGAAGGGACUGAGCCGGGCGUAUUACAAGGACUCGUGCCCGUACCUCGAGACGAUUGUUCGUGAGAUCGUCAUUGACGAGUUUCGCAAAGACCAAACCGUUCCAGCACCACUUCUUCGCCUUCACUUCCACGACUGCUUCGUCCAGGGUUGCGACGGAUCUGUGCUGCUGAACUCGACACCGGGUAACAAAGCAGAGAAGAACGCCCCGCCCAACCUGUCGCUGAACGGCUUCAACAUUAUCGACCGCAUCAAGACGGCCGUCGAGGCCAAAUGCCCCGGCGUCGUCAGCUGCGCCGACAUCGCCGCUCUCGCCGCGCGCGAUGGCGUCAGCCUGGUCGGCGGGCCAUACAUUAAGACCCAGCUGGGUCGCCGCGAUUCGCGCACGUCGAAGGCCGCUCUGGCUGUGAAGUUUCUGCCGGGGCACCAGAUGAACGUGAACGCGCUGCUGAGCAACUUCGCCGCCAUCAAUCUCACGCUCGUCGACCUCGUCACGCUCUCCGGAGGCCACACCAUCGGCGAGUCGCACUGCGACACCGUCGCGCACCGCAUCGCACCCAACCGCGACCCGACGAUUGCGCGGUCCAUGCGGAAGUACCUGGAGGGCCACUGCAAGGCGCCCAAGGUCGACGGCACCAUCCCCGUCGUCCUCGACAUCAAGAGCGCUAAGCGGUUCGACAACCAGUAUUUCAAGAACUUGCAGCGCAAGUUCGGGCUUCUGACGAGCGACCAGGUGCUGAUGAUCGACGCGCGCACCAAGGACCUGGUGAACGAGUUCGCGGCGGACAAGAAGAGCUUCUUCCGCCACUUCCGCCACUCCAUGGUGCGCAUGGGCUCCUUCGGCGUGCUCACCGGCCGCAAUGGCGAGAUCCGCCGCACCUGCAGCGUCGUCAACUGA